AUGGAUAAAAUUGUUACUUUCAUUGGUUUUAUACAAAAUGCCGUGGCACCAUCUAGAAGAAAUAGAAACUCCAACAGAACUAGCCGUUCGAGUGGUAGAGUAUUUAAUGAUUCUUUUCCGAGAGCUUCUGCCAGCUUCCGGAAAGAUUCUUUUGACAGCGGAUUCAACUUCGCUAAUGGAGGUCUCGAGGAUACCGCCCCCUCAGGCGAGAACAAGAUGAACAGAACGAAGGCUUGCGCUUUUACCGAGCAAGGAUUGGAUACACUCCGAGGGGAGGUACGCGAAAUUGAACCUCUCAGAUGUGGACCUUCGAAACGAUCAGCGAACAUGAACUUUGACGGUGGACUGACUAGUGCUGCUGUUUUGCCUCCAGCUGUUAUUCCCAUGUCAAGUGAAACUCUUCACGGUGAUCUCAGCGAGGCUGUUGGGAAAGACACGCCAGCAGGUGUGGAUAGCAAGAUGGAAGGUGAUUCCAGAAACAAAGCCAAUUUACCAAGUUUGCGCGGCUGUAGGCUGCUGUCACCAGGUAAACAGCACAAGAAUCAGACUAAGGAUCGUAAGCGCUUAAAGCAAUGUAAAGAUUUGACAAACAAAGCCAAUCUUCCAGAUAUUUUUUCUAAUGCGGGAAAGUCAUUUGUUGAGGUAAAUCAACUAUCUGUGUUUAAAAGAAUGCCCUUUAGGAAGACCACUGCUGUUAAAGAGAGAGCUGAGGCAUCUACUAUAGAGCCCGAGUCAAAAGAAGAAGCCAUCAGCAACAGAAAUGGGAGGAAGUCCCGUCUGAAGGUGCCUAUAGUUAAGCUGAAGUCAAAAAAUGGCAAAGAUGGAAGCCGCAAAGAGUACGCGAUUUGCCAAGCAGAGCAAGUUAAAAACACGAAAGAGCAAACUGUUCCAGCACAAGGAGUGACGAUCUUUUAUGAAGAUAACAAUAAGUUUGUCAGUGAAAAAGGAGGAGAAAGUGGAACAAUGAAGAAUGGAAAAGGAGGGCUGAGGCCAGGUACAGCUCUUGGAAAGUGGAUAAAGAGACACGGCAAUAAAGUAGCACCAGCGCCAUUGGAUGACCUGGUCAGUGACGCCGAGCAAAUUUCACCAACGGAGCAAGCCUUGGUGCAGAAGGACAAAAAGAUUCAGAAAAAGGCUUGCAGUGAGACAAUUGUGCCUUAUGCAAAUAUGGGUGUGGAUGAGGAAACUCAUGCUUUGGACAAAAGAGAAAAACAAGGAAUAAUGAUUAGUAGUAUAAGUGUGCUUACCGAUGGAGAAGAUGAAAAAUGGGGAUCUUCACGGCUGAAGGCUUGUGAAAAAGUUGAAACAACAAGGGAUAAAAGUUUUAAUAGAGCUACUUCACCAGAAAAUGAAGUCACGCGUCUGUCUCCACUGAACAGUGGUUUUUACAAAGAAACCUUGGAAGACCUGUCCUUAAAAGAAAAUGACAAUGAUUCACAGAAAACGCAACCGAAAGAGCAAGACAGAGUAGAAGACUCAAUUUUUACCCGUAAAGACAAUGCGAAUUUUUCAGAGGAUUCGGAUAUGUUUGGUGUAUAUGAAGAACUAGAGAGGAAAAGUGGGCUUCCUGACCUACCAUCGUUGAUAACAGAUCAUUAUUCCCAGCCGUUCCCUACGAAAAGGAGAUUUAAAAACAUUUCUGAAAACUUGAUAAAGAGUGAGGAUGACUCUUUAAAACUAGAUGAAAGUGCACCGCACGACACCAAUCAGAUUGAUGUGGUAGAUCGAAAGAAAGAAUGCAAGCAAAGAGUAGUACCUGAUAAUUCCAAAAUUCAGAAGGCAACAACAUUUAAGGUAAAACGAGAAGUUGUGGGUUCUACUGAGAUUGGUAAAUUGCCUUUGAUACGCGAUCCUGAGAGUCAGAGACUUGCGAAAAUGAAGAUUAGACCUGAAAGAAAGGUUAGUCCGCACGAAUGGAGUAAUUCCUCGGCACAAAACACGGAAAGUUCCGUCAGAGCUCUUCCUUCCAUACGCGAUUUCAAGAAUCAAAAGCAAGUCGUUCUGGAAAAGACUCCAAGCAGUGAGACAGAUUGCCCACGCCCUUUAUUAUAUAUCCCAGCUAGGGGUUUCAUGAAAUUGUCAAAGAAUCUCCAGCAAUCCAUGGUACUUGCAAAUAGUACAGAAGGUUUAUCUACUGAUAACAGCGUUAGUAAAGCGACAUUUAAUGGGGGCAAAGCUUGCCUACCUUCAAUCAAAACGCAUAAUGAGCAAAUGGUGGAAGAAUUUCUUGCGAAGCAAAAACUUAAACAGAUGAAACAGCAAGAAAUGGAGAACGACUUUGAAGGCUGGGACGACGAGGAAGAACCGGAAGUGAUCAAGCAAAUCCUCGAACGACCGGUAACGGCCAAAAUUCCCCGUUACCCAGCUCACUGGGGCCCACUUCCCAAUGAACGUCCCCCAGGGAGGGGAGGGGAAGGAUAUUGCCUCGGCGUUAUAUGGAGAAAUACUGGCAAAAUUAACGUGACAGAUUCUUCGAGUGAAGGUAUGUUUAGAUUGUGUCAUGGAGGUAUAAUUACAAUUCAUCUCUUCGUGUUCUUUACUCUUUCUCACGAGUAUCCUGAAUAUAAAUACCGAGCUAAUGAGGAGCGCCUUUUUCCUUGGCUUGCAGCCUGAAACCAUCGAAACCAGACUUCUUCUAUUUCUUGUUAUUAGUCCGCUACAACCAGUUUUGGAAAAUAAUAUAAUGACGAUUAUUAUAUAUAUAUAUUUUCUAGUGACGAUCAUUUUCCCGGAAGGCGAAAACAACAGCGCUUCACUUUGUGUUCAUCUUCCCCAUCAUGCUUUCUUUGAACCUCCUAUAUCAACAGUUUGUAAAUAAAAUAGUUUAGCAAAAUAUUUCUUUUUAAGUCUAUUAGUCCAACACAGCCGAAAAGUUAUUUUACGACGAUCAAGGACGAAAAGCUAAUACAAACAUAGAGAUCGUGGUUUAACAUUAAACAUUUAAUAAUACUAUAUUGUUAUAUGCUAAACUCUAUAGACAAUGAAGACUUAACAAAUGCAGAUCAGGAACAGUUUUCGGUCCAGCGCGAGGUUAAAAGUCCUAAAACUCCAAAAAGAAUCCUGGAGAUCUUCGUGAAUUCUCGGUUUCGAAAGCUUGAUGAAAAGGAAGAGGUACCUUCCACCUGGUGCAGAGCGUCACGCUUACCCAGGCCGCCACCUCCAACAAAGAUACAAACCAGUUUUACAGUCAAUGAUAUGGUGGACAUAGAGGACAUAGAAGACUUUCUGUAA
Porites lobata is the source of this 3231-nucleotide messenger RNA. The record is from the annotation of a GenBank genome assembly. NCBI's taxonomy places the organism in Eukaryota, Metazoa, Cnidaria, Anthozoa, Scleractinia, Poritidae.